UUGGCGCCUGCGCAGUGGGGGCGGCGGCGGCCAGGCGCACGCUGAGGCAGGAGCGGGACCAGCGCGAGACUCCGGGACCCCCUCGACCGUUGCCAGAAUGCCAGGACUAAGCUGUAGAUUCUACCAGCAUAAAUUUCCAGAGGUGGAAGAUGUAGUGAUGGUCAACGUUCGGUCCAUUGCCGAAAUGGGAGCCUACGUCAGCCUUCUGGAGUACAACAACAUUGAAGGCAUGAUCCUUCUCAGUGAGCUAUCCAGAAGACGUAUUCGUUCCAUAAACAAACUCAUCCGCAUCGGGAGGAAUGAAUGCGUGGUGGUCAUAAGAGUUGAUAAAGAGAAAGGUUAUAUUGACUUGUCAAAAAGAAGAGUUUCUCCAGAGGAGGCAAUCAAAUGUGAAGACAAAUUCACAAAAUCGAAGACUGUUUACAGCAUCCUUCGCCAUGUUGCUGAAGUCUUGGAGUACACUAAGGAUGAGCAGCUUGAGAGUCUGUUCCAGAGAACUGCCUGGGUAUUUGAUGACAAGUACAAAAGACCAGGAUAUGGUGCUUAUGAUGCAUUCAAGCAUGCAGUCUCAGACCCUGCAAUCCUGGAUAGCCUAGAUCUGACAGAGGAAGAGAGGCGUGUAUUGAUUGACAAUAUUAACAGACGUCUGACACCACAAGCAGUCAAAAUCCGAGCUGAUAUUGAGGUUGCCUGUUAUGGUUAUGAAGGCAUAGAUGCAGUAAAAGAAGCUUUGAGAGCAGGCUUGAACUGUUCCACGGAGAACAUGCCCAUUAAAAUUAAUCUAAUAGCCCCUCCUCGUUAUGUGAUGACUACAACAACACUGGAGAGAACUGAAGGACUGUCUGUUCUAAAUCAAGCCAUGGCUGUAAUUAAAGAAAAAAUUGAGGAGAAGAGGGGUGUCUUUAAUGUGCAGAUGGAGCCUAAGGUGGUUACUGACACAGAUGAGACUGAGCUUGCAAGGCAGUUGGAAAGACUGGAGAGGGAAAAUGCUGAAGUGGAUGGGGAUGAUGAUGCUGAGGAAAUGGAAGCCAAAACUGAAGACUAAAUAUUCUGGGAUAUUUAGAAGCGGCAGACCAUAUGAAAAAUUAAAGACCCCAUUGCAAACA
Molecule: messenger RNA, 1106 nt
Organism: Chroicocephalus ridibundus (black-headed gull)
Lineage: Eukaryota; Metazoa; Chordata; Aves; Charadriiformes; Laridae
Gene: EIF2S1
Product: eukaryotic translation initiation factor 2 subunit alpha
Exons: 8
Coding region: 98-1045 (315 amino acids)
Biological process (GO): translational initiation
Cellular component (GO): eukaryotic 48S preinitiation complex; eukaryotic translation initiation factor 2 complex
Molecular function (GO): RNA binding; translation initiation factor activity; ribosome binding
Source: RefSeq, a predicted model, not a curated record